AUGGAAGAGAUGGCUCAACGGUAUCCGCAUUGUCGUAAUUUACCAAUCGAGUCCUAUUCAAAUGUCCGUCCGCGUAUACUCAUCGGUCUGAAACAUGCCCCUGUCAGCUUGGUACUGAAAAGUAAAGAAGGGAAUUUCGAACAACCAAUCGCCGUUAAGACUAGACUGGGAUGGGCAAUCUGUGGCGGAUGUUGUGCCAAUGAUGCUGCAAACUUUGUCCAUUAUACGUUUCACGUUUGCGAAUGUAACCGUCAAUCCGAUGAUGAUGUACAUCAAAUGGUGAAAGAAUAUUUUUCGAUGGAUAGUCUCGGAAUAAUGAAAACAUACAAAAAACUGCUAUCCACGAACGACCAGAGAGCUGCUUCACUACUUCAAUCUCUUACCAAGUUCAACGGUACCCGAUUUGAGACCGGUCUAUUAUGGCGCUACGACGGUGUCCGUUUUCCAGAUAGUAAGGAUAUGGCGCUACGUCGGUACUACGGACUUGAGAGGCGGAUGCAGAAGGAUGCGGAACUAGCCAACGCUCUGCAACAGAAGAUAUCUGAAUAUCUGGUCAAAGGAUACGUGCGCCAACUGUCAGACGAUGAGCUAAAAAGGCAUUACCCAAGAGUGUGGUAUUUACCUAUCUUCCCAGUUUUUAACCCGAAUAAACCCGGUAAAAUAAGAAUAGUGUGGGAUGGAGCCGCAAAAGUCUUUGGUAUUUCUCUAAACUCGGCACUUUUAACGGGCCCCGACCAGUUGUGUUCUCUCGUCGCAAUAUUGUUACAAUUUCGUGAAUACCGCGUCGGGGUUACUGGGGACAUAAAGGAGAUGUUCCACCAGAUCCUCAUGCGACCGGAAGACCAACAUUGUCUACGGUUCUUCUGGAGAGACAAGAAUGGUGAGAUCCAGGUUUACGUGAUGAACGUAAUGGCAUUCGGAGCCAGCGAUGCGAUGUUCAGCACAGACACACCAGAGCACGCCAUUCGUCUAGCGCGAGAAGUUAGCCAAGUGCAUUCCGCCGGUGGUUUUGAAAUCCGUAACUGGGUGAGCAACUCUCAACAAGUAUUAAGCGCGUUGAAAGAAGGCAGUAUGACUGAGAAAAAUAUGGAUUUGACGACGGGACCGAUGGCGACGGAGAAAGUGUUAGGAAUGUGGUGGUGCACUAAAUCCGAUGAAUUCAUAUACAAAAUUGGAUGGAACCGGUUCAACCCCGAUCUGCUCAACGGAUGUCGUCGAAUCACAAAACGCCAAAUGCUGCAGAUCCUCAUGACUAUCUUCGAUCCCCUCGGACUGAUUUCCCAUUUCCUGAUGUACUUAAAAGUACUGCUCCAAGAAGUGUGGCGAGCUGGUAUUCAAUGGGAUGAACAAAUCAGCGACCCACUACACGAAAAGUGGAUCAGAUGGCUAAAAGUGCUGCCAAAUGUGGAGAACGUCAGAAUUCCGCGGUGUCUUCGAUCUUCGGCGAUACCCAACAAUUGCGAGGUACAACUGCAUUCAUUCGUAGAUGCCAGCGAAAAUGGUAUGUCAGCUGCUCUGUACCUCCGUUUCAAUCUAGACGACAACAUCUGCUGUUCCUUAGUGGCAGCAAAAACCAGGGUAGCCCCUCUGAGAUUCCACUCCAUCCCGAGACUGGAGCUGCAGGCAGCUCUCAUAGGGGCCAGAUUAACCCGGACGGUUAUGCAAUCCCUCUCCACUUCGAUUCAUCGCAAGUUCUACUGGACCGACUCCCGUGACGUCCUCAGCUGGAUAAAUUCGGACCAUCGACGAUACAGUACUUUCGUGGCGUUUCGGGUCGGCGAAAUACUCGAUGCCACGGAAGCAGCAGAUUGGCAUUGGGUACCGUCCAAACAAAAUGUAGCGGAUGACGGCACCAAGUGGGAGACGCAGCCUGACCUUUCUUCAAAAUCCAGGUGGUUCAGAGGUCCCGAUUUCCUCUAUCGAAGUGAAGCGGAAUGGCCCAAAUCAUGUUCGAUGUCCAUGCAAACAGACAACGAAUUGCGAUCUUCCCUCAUGGUUCAUCACUUGUCGCCCGACUCAAUUAUCAACGUCGCGGAUUUCUCAAGCUGGAAACGACUCAACAAUGUGGUUGCCUACGUUCAUCGCUUCAUCGAAAACUGCCGAAGACGGAGAACCAAACAGUUCAUCGAAAGUGGCCCGUUGUCCAGAGAAGAACUCUACGCUUCCGAAGGUUUCCUGUUCCGUCUAGCUCAACGGGAAGGUUAUAACGAAGAGGUAGUCCUUCUGACCGCCAACUGCAAGAAUACAUCAGAUAAUGUCCUUCCUAAAAGCAGCCGAUUAUACAAGCUGUUGCCCAGAUUGGACGAGCGUGGAGUGAUGCGAAUGCGCAGUAGAAUAGCUGCCUGUCAAUACGCCACCGAAGACGCGAAAAGUCCGGUGAUUCUUCCAAACGACCACCCUGUGACCAUUCUGCUGAUUUACCACUACCACCAAAAAUUUCAUCAUCAAAAUCAUGCUGCCGUUGUGAACGAGAUGCGUCAAAGAUUCGUGAUCUCUCGCCUUCGCGUUCGGUAUGAAACCGUCAGAAAAACAGGAAAGCGGUUAGCUGCCUAUACACGACCGUUUACGCACAUCGGCGUCGACUACUUCGGCCCCAUGGAAGUCGUAAUUGGAAGAAGAACAGAGAAAAGAUGGGGAAUGAUCGCCACAUGUCUUACGACACGAGCAAUUCAUAUCGAGUUGGUAAACUCGCUAAGCACCAAUUCGUGCAUAAUCGCAUUACGAAACUUCAUGAGUCGACGGGGAACACCAAGAACUAUUCGAAGCGACCGGGGAACAAACUUCAUUGGCGCCAGCCGAGAGCUUAAAAGGCUCCGGGAAAUCAUCGACUAUGACCAGGUCGCCAAAGAAUUUGUUACGGCAGAGACAAGCUGGCAUUUCAACCCACCCUUGGCUCCACACAUGGGUGGUAGUUGGGAGCGAUUGAUCCAGAGUGUGAAGAAAAACUUAUUGGUCAUCUGUCCCUCGAAGAAGCCAACUGAAGAAGUUCUGCGGAGCUGUCUAAUUGAAAUUGAAGGCACGUUGAACUCCCGGCCACUCACUCACGUGCCCAUUGAUAAUGAAUCAUCAACCGCACUCACACCCAACCACUUCCUUUUGGGGUCAUCCGAUGGCUCGAAACCCUUCACGUCAUUGGACGACAGUGGUGCCCUUCUUAAGCAAAGCUGGCGUACAUCCCAGGCGCUGGCCAACCAAUUUUGGAAACGCUGGCUGUCUGACUAUCUCCCUGAAAUUACGAGACGAACAAAAUGGUACGCCGACGAGAAGCCAAUUUCUGUGGACGACAUCGUGGUCAUCGUAGACCCAAACCUCCCGAGAAACAGUUGGCCAAGAGGUAGGGUCAUUGCUACUCAUCCAAGCAAAGAUGGACGGAUCCGGUCAGCUACGGUAAAGACAUCAACUGGCGAUUACGAUCGACCUGUAACCAAACUGGCGGUUCUGGAAGUUCGAUGCGGAGAAGAGUAA
Molecule: messenger RNA, 3465 nt
Organism: Toxorhynchites rutilus septentrionalis
Lineage: Eukaryota; Metazoa; Arthropoda; Insecta; Diptera; Culicidae
Exons: 2
Coding region: 1-3465 (1154 amino acids)
Biological process (GO): DNA integration
Molecular function (GO): nucleic acid binding
Source: RefSeq, a predicted model, not a curated record